AUGAACGAGCUCAAAUGGAUUCAAACUUCUUUACUUCUCACAGCGCUGCUUCAGUUUGCUGCAGCCUCAUUUCAAGUUAAAGAACUCACAUUCAGAGUUGGAGAGGACGCCACGUUGUCUUGUGAAAAUGCGAUACAAGAUCAACAGAAGUGUGAAUAUACAACAUGGUACUUAAUUGAUUCAGGAAACACAGCAGUAGACCUGGUUGUAGAUGGUCAGAUUAUAAACUCUGGAGUUAAAUCAGACAGACUGAGAGUUACAGAGGACUGUUCUCUGGUUAUAAAGAAGAUCACAGAGGAGGAUGCUGGACGUUAUGUCUGUCAACAGCUUAUACCAGGAAGAAGAACAGGCUCUGUGACUCUAGUUGAUCUAUGGGUUACCAAGAGUGAGGACGCCAAACCAUCACCAACAAGACCACCACCACCACCACCACCACCAACAAGACCACCAACAACAAGACCACCAACAAGACCACCACCACCACCAACACCAACAACAAGACCAACAACAACAACAUCUACUGCGGCUGCAGGAGAUUGUACAGGUUCUUGUGAUCUGGACUUGGUCAUGUUGGCUCUGCGUGUGGCUGAACUCCUCCUGAUUACUGUGAUCACUGUUCUUCUCUUCAGAGCUCGAGGGAACCAGAGACCACCUGAUGACAUCACUGUGUAUUAUGAUGGAGAUGAAGGCUCAGUGAACUAUGAAAAUGAUGGAGAACCUUCUGCUUCUGUCACACUCCACUGAUCAACAACUUCCACACAAACAUCCACUCAGCAGAUACAUUAAUCCACCACUUUUAAUCAUUUCUAUAUCGUACUUUUGAGCAUAAAAACAUGGAUCCACAUUUCAUUUGAGGUACUAAGUGAGGAUUUGAUUUAAUGUGCUCAUGUGAAAUAUGAUGUUGAUAUUUGUUACGGCCUCCUUAACCAAAAGGACGCAAGAAAUAUUUAAAGUUCAACCUGAGCUUCAUUAAAUGUAAACACCCCCUCCCCCCAAAGUAAUCAAAGAUAAAUAAGAAACCAAAGAAACAACAAGGGGCUGGAGACCCGGACAAAAAGAACAAAAGAUGGGAAGACGCCAAGCCAACCACGUAAAUGGGGUGGGUAAUUGGGUAAAUCUUCAUUUUUUGCCAACUUGGCAGAAAAUAUAUAUAUUUUUUGUAGAUAACUUAAUUUGUAUAAAGAUUUUCAGAUUGUUUUAUGUUUAAAUGUUAGUAUGAUCAAAUUUUAAUCACUUUGUCCAAUAAACUUUUGUGUCUUAUUGUUGCUUCAAUAUAUUUGAUUGAAUGUGUAUAUUUUACUUAAAGGAGAUCUAUUAUCCUCACUUUCACCAUUAAUCAUGUCAGUCUGGGACACCUAUUGAGUAGCAUUGUGAGAUGUGUAGCUCAAAAACCUUCUUAUUUAUGUCUGUAAAAUCCCUCAUAUCAGCCUCUGUGUGAAACGGUUCAUUUCAGCUGCUGUCU
Messenger RNA from Labrus mixtus (cuckoo wrasse), 1462 nucleotides. RefSeq lists its product as uncharacterized. Gene Ontology annotation, biological process: positive regulation of ERK1 and ERK2 cascade; interleukin-15-mediated signaling pathway; T cell activation. The transcript has 6 exons. Gene Ontology annotation, cellular component: membrane raft; external side of plasma membrane. The record is from RefSeq and is a predicted model, not a curated record. Gene Ontology annotation, molecular function: MHC class II protein binding; protein tyrosine kinase binding. The coding region runs from base 1 to 744 and encodes 247 amino acids. Lineage: Eukaryota; Metazoa; Chordata; Actinopteri; Labriformes; Labridae.